CUUCUCCUUCACCCCCCUCUCCUUGUUUCUUCCGUCCGACGGCUGGUCCGCCUAGCUCGCUCAGUCGACUCCAGUCUUCCACUUUCUUUCAGUCUCUUCUUCUCAUCCCCUGUGCCCUGGCGGACAUGGCUGCUGUCAACAUGCAAUCGAUGCCCCAAGGUGUAUUCGAUUUCGUCCCCCUCAACCACCCACACUCUCGCUCCAAUUCUGCUUCUUCUGUUUCUACUCAUUCGCCUAAUUCCCGCCCUCAGUCUUCUCAGAGUGGCGCUACCCGCAUCCCGACAGGAAUGCCCGCUGUGGUGGACGAUCCCUAUCGCAUGGCCUACAACAUGGGUCACGAUGCUAUACGUAUGCCAGCUGGUUACUCGCUUCCCACAAACGAUAUGGGACAUAUCCGUCAAACCCAUCUUCGUGCUCGUGCAGCCGCUUCUCCCUACCCUCGUGAUACCGAGAGCGUCCAUUCGUCUUCCAGCGAAACCGAGGAUAUUUCGAUGUUUUUGCCAAACCCUCCCGACUAUUCUAAUCUCUAUGGGCACCCUCAGCAUCUGCCUCCUAAUCAAGAUACCGUCCCAACUGCCGGACACUAUGGGCGGAUGUCGCUCAGCCCUGACCAUGCACUUGAAAAACUCGCCGCCAACGUACGCGUGGCCACUACAACCAGUGCUUCGGAUAGGGCCAAGCAAAUUUUUGUACAGGCUUGGUUGACCGCAAACUACGCGCCUUACCCUGACGGGAACGUGCCUCGUCAGGGACUCUAUUUCUCUUAUCGACGAGUCUGCGACCAGUAUGGUAUUCCUCACAUCAACACUGCGACUCUUGGGAAGGCUAUCAGACUCUGUUUCCCGACGAUAAAAACUAGGCGUUUGGGUGUGCGCGGAAACAGCAAGUACCAUUACUGCGGAAUCCGUCCCGCGACUUCGGCGGAAGCCGAGUGGCUCCAGGACUACAUUCGCAAGUCCAACAACAACGCUGGCCAGCAGUCUAUCAAUGCCGCUCGUGCGGCACAAGAAGCAAACGAUACUACCAAAGGCGAGGAUCGCUCCGACGAAGAUGACGAAGAUGAUUCGGAAGGCUCUAGCGCAUCGAAACGCAACUCUCUCACUCUCUCGGGUGAUCUCAAGGCUACACUCUACGAGGAACCCAGCGAUAAAACUCCCACUGCUGCUAGCCUCCUCUCUCAAGCUCAAGCAGCUGGUCGCAGCAACUCCUAUCCUGCUCAUGCUUCCAUCCGCAGGCACACCGGCCAAGCCGAGUCUGGCCUCGCAGUCCCUCCUGGAUCAUCCAUCAUGUCUGGUACUGGUUCUUCAGUCCCGGUGAUGGGUGCCCAGCACUUGUCGGUUCGUCACAUGCCUCACUUCCCGUCAAUCGAGGAGGCUGUAGGGACGAACUCAGCAUCGCCCCAAGCUAUGGCUGCCCGCGAAGUUUGGGGCUGGUUCCAAGACCAUCUUGAUGCUCUUUUGGACAGCGUGCGCUCUUUCCGCGUCGAUCAGUUUGAGAUGCAUCUCCGCACAUUCUGGUCGAGCUUAACAGGGAACCAUCGGGAAAUUGUUCAUGCGCCUGCGAUUGCUGGAUUGAUGGCUAGGGCGGAUGCUAUUCUUUACGAUGAAAUCCUCGAGUUCUUGAGGUCUCAGAUGUUGUCUAUCAUUUCCACAUCCGCUUUGAACGGCUUGCGCCAGCUUGCUAACAAGAUGGAGAAGAUUUUGUUGUUUGCCUUAGAGGGCUAUGGGAACACCUUUUGUGAGCCAAAAGUAGAGCUUGGAGCAAGAUUUGGACACCUCGUUUUGCGGUUCCUCGACAUAUACCAGGUUACACAAGCCUUGAAUACCGUGUUGACGAACCCGAAACAACUCGCUGAGAUGCGUCGCUCUUGGCAGAAGGUCGACUUUGAGUCUGUUCGCAAUCAGUCCGCCUUGGUUUGCAACUGUCGUCACGAGGAUUUGAUUCAGCUGCUCGAGGUUGAGUUCGUUUCGAUGUUGGACAACUUGACGAAGAGUAGUGAGCCUGUCCGGGAAGUGAUGACCUGGGCGGACAAGUGCUGCGAAAGGCUGAUGGGCCAGCGAUUUGGAGGCAAUGAUGAAAGGAGUACCAUGAGCUCAAGAAGUGUCCUUAUUCGUUGGGGUUAUGUCACGAGUCAAGUUAUGCGCGAUUUGACUAUUCGUAGCGAUCCCGCGUUUGGCGCCUUCCAGAUCAUGAAACUCUUCCUGGAUGACUGGAUUGCUGUCAACGUUCUUCGAAGCGUCGCACUGUCAACGAAUUCAGUAGCGGCAUCUGUAGAACCAGUCAUGCAGCAGCAAUUCUUCGCUCUUUCGCCAAUGUCUGGGCAAGAUAAUUUUGGAUCCAUGGACUCCCGCCCAACGUCGCAUCAAUCGAUGAGUCACACACCUACAACUUCCAGCAUGCUUGCAGCUCUUCAACACGAUUCAUUUACGGCUGGUUCAUUGGAUAACUCUGCUUCCGCAUUCAAUUCUGAUGGUUACCCUGGCAUCCCCUUCAUGGACACAUCCGUUCCAUCGGAAGAAUCUGUACCAUCCGUUCAUCAGCCUGGGCUGACCUUUUCUGACUUUGCGGCUAGCAGCAACUUUGAUGUCUCUUCCUUCACGACUCAAGAUCUAGGAAUCACGCCUUCUAGCGGGACUGGUACGGCAGAACCUGAACAAGAUUCCGAGGGCGUGAAAGCUGAGGCUGCGUCCUAAAUGCUUCCUGGAAUUGCCUUCUUUUUACAUCCAUUUCUUGGACGAUAUAUAUGCUGAUCUCCGCACUCCUGUGUUUUUGUCCAUAAUUCUUUUCCUGACUGUAUUGACCACUUGCUUUUCAGUACCUCGCUGUCCUUCCUUCUCUCCCCCCUUACUGUAUCGGUUUUGUUUGGCUGGUCGAAUAAUAUUUUCCGCGUACUUCACCCGGACAAACUCAGUUUGCAGGUAUUAGUACGCUAAUAACAUAUGCUGGGUGUAUAAAAAUGUCCCUAAUAUCAUAACCACACUGAAAUCCCUCUACGAAGCUGCUUCCUCCUUGACUUCCUCAAGCUUCUCAACUACCUCGUCACUCGGCACUGCAGUAUCAACGGUAUCUUGAUUACGAGGCGUUGCGGCAGGCUCAGCCGGAUGUUCACCGCCACCGUUCGGAGGAGUAACCUCAGAAUUACCGGUUGGAGGAUCAACCUUGCUUUCUGUCUUCGCACUAUUCAGAAGUCGCUGGAUAUCGGCCUCGGCUUUUAAGACAUUUUCAGCGGUAACACGAGCUUGAUUGGCCUCGAACCAAGCCUUCUUUGUCUCGAGGUCUUCCACGACGCGAGGAAUGUCUGCAGAAGAUGAUGGGGGUGGGAUAGAAAGAGACAGCAGCGCGGAGAGUGUGGUUAGAGGGAGGUUGAGUUGCGAGCUGGGCGCAUCCGGCUCGGCAGUGGUUUUAGUGUUGCCUUUCUUGCCCUUCCUCGCCUUGCCCUUGCCCACAAAGUAACUUUCCUCGUCUUCGCCCUUUUUCUUCCGCAUAACAAGACCCUCCUCAGCUGCGUCAACCUUCCUGAGUUCCAACUUGGGUACACCAGCAACAUCAGACUUGGCGGGUAGAGAGUUGGUCGAAAGUGCGCUCGUGUUGCUAGAUUUGCCGCACAGCACAUCGAUUAGAGUCUGACAGUCCUCAAUCUGAGCCUGGAACGCAGGGACAGUAGCCUCUUCGCGGAGCCUUUCAGCGGCCUCCUGCUUCUUCUGAGCCUCUUCGGCAGCACGUUGGGCUCGUGCACGCUCAGCCCUGCGCGCACGGUCUUCGUUGACCUUGGCGUAAUAGCGAUCGUUAGCUUCCCUGAACCUCUGCGCAGACUCGCGCUUCUCAGUGAUGAGAGUCUUGAUUUCAGACUGAAGAGCAUCGCGUUCCUGGAACAGCGCGUUACGGCUGGCGUAAGCUUCAUCCGCCUCUUUCUUCAACUCGUCGAGUUCUGCUUUGAUGGCAUCGUAUCGGUCCGAGACAGCCUUGGCUUCGGGGUCGUCAAGCUUCUGACGCAGUUCAUCUGCAGCACGACGGUCGGCUUCAAUAGCAUCCUGGUCUGCCUGGAAGUGCUCGACAACGCGGCGAGAGCGCUUGGUCUGACUGAUCUCCUGAAGAGCUCGCUUUUCGUCGGCGAGCUUCAUGUUACCAGAAUCGACUUGUUUCUCAAGAUUCUUAAUGUGGGCAUCUACCUCUGCGACACUUUUGAAUGGUGUCUUACCCUUCGCGGCUUGCAAAUCUUUGAUCUUCUUUUGGAUACCCUCCUGCAAAGACUUCAAUUGCUCAAAUAUCUUGCCACGCGAAUUCUUGUUAGUAGAUUGUUGAUCGCGAAUACCAUCGAGCUCGGAGCGUAGAGCUGUCCGCCGCUCGCUUCCGGGGCCAUUACUGGUGGCGAGCGAGAUUUUUUCUCUCACUGCGUUAAGUUUAGCUUGAUUCGCGUCAAUUUUACCCUUGAUCUUCUCUUGCUCUGCAUCGUAUACAGCCUUGUCGGGCCUGCUGGACGCGGAGUAGGUGGCCGGCUCGGGAGAUGGGUUUUUUGAUGCAGCAGCAGAAGCGCCUGCCUUGGAUUUGGCAGCUCCCGCGUUGGCGGUAGACUUGGUCUGGGAAGGCAUGGGUCAAUGGAGGGUGGG
This is a messenger RNA of Coniophora puteana RWD-64-598 SS2, 4607 nucleotides long. RefSeq lists its product as uncharacterized. Gene Ontology annotation, molecular function: RNA polymerase II cis-regulatory region sequence-specific DNA binding; DNA-binding transcription factor activity, RNA polymerase II-specific. The transcript is spliced from 11 exons. Lineage: Eukaryota; Fungi; Basidiomycota; Agaricomycetes; Boletales; Coniophoraceae. Gene Ontology annotation, biological process: regulation of transcription by RNA polymerase II. The coding region runs from base 126 to 2693 and encodes 855 amino acids. The record is from RefSeq and is a predicted model, not a curated record.